Messenger RNA from Mizuhopecten yessoensis (Yesso scallop), 1023 nucleotides. Its product is annotated as bcl-2-like protein 2. Gene Ontology annotation, cellular component: mitochondrial outer membrane. The transcript is spliced from 2 exons. Gene Ontology annotation, biological process: extrinsic apoptotic signaling pathway in absence of ligand; intrinsic apoptotic signaling pathway in response to DNA damage; negative regulation of intrinsic apoptotic signaling pathway. Gene Ontology annotation, molecular function: protein homodimerization activity; protein heterodimerization activity. Bases 356 to 943 code for a protein of 195 amino acids. The record is from RefSeq and is a predicted model, not a curated record. Lineage: Eukaryota; Metazoa; Mollusca; Bivalvia; Pectinida; Pectinidae.
GAGCUUAUAUUCCAUUCAUCAUACCACACGGUCAUUGAAAAUGACUGUUUAAUCAAUUUUAAAUAGACCAAACGUUAUGUUGAUAUCAGCUGUAGACACACAUGUUUUAUGUAUAACUGAUAUAUUGGGAUAUUCCAUGAAAUAGUAUAUGUAAUUGCAAAUUGAGCAACCCUAUCGAUCUUAUGACGUAUUGUGUUUGUGUCAAGCGGCCCUUGCUACGAAAUCGACCAGCAGGAGGAAGAGGAGGUCAGAGUGAGAAUGAUUGGCGUAUUUCUCGGUAAAAGCAGAAAGCUUUAGGCCGACAACCAGGGAAGUACUAUGUCAUUAUAUUGUUGUGCCUUACGAUGUUCGCGAUAUGAGUUUAAACAACAAUAUUGAGAUGAACCCGACGAGUUAUAGGUACCUGGUGGUCGAUUUCAUAAAUUACCGGCUGAGCCGACAUGGAUAUACAUGGGAUAACUGUCCACCUUUGCAAGCUCGAACAAAUAAUGUUCACAGAACUUUGCGAGCGCUUGGUGAUGAAUUUCAAGAGCGGUUUAGGACUCAGUUUGAUGAUAUGGUGAAUCAGUUACAUAUUACGCCGAAUACAGCAUACCCGACCUUCCAUCAGGUGGUUCAAGAGCUGUUCAUUGACGGUGUAAAUUGGGGUCGAAUCGUAGCUUUAUUCGGAUUCGGAGGUGCAAUAGCAGUAGACUGUGUUAAUAAAGGGAUGCCACAUUUAGUCGAUUCCAUCGUGGAGUGGGUCUCAACAUAUAUAGAAAAUAAUCUGGACCAAUGGGUUACUACCAGUGGAGGUUGGGAUGGUUUCGUGGAAUUCUAUGAGAAAGGAAACACACGGAGGAGGGAAAGCCCCUGGGACAACAUAUCUGGUGUUAUCAAAUACGGCAUGCUGGGAGCGAUCGGCGCUGUGGCCCUCGGGGCAAUUCUUACUCAGAGAACGUGAGGGGCGCACAAACUGGCCGGACCAGUUUCCAUAGUUUCCAUUAUUGCAAAUUUCUGCUUGACAGAUGUGUAAAAAAUAGG